CGCAAUCAGUACCGCCUUGCCUUUCAUCCACGAUGUACGUUCUCGGCAUAGCUGUCGCAUUGCUGUUCUUAGCACUCGUACUGGCAUUGUACGAGCUCUAUCUGCGAUCACUUCCAAGUUACAAAGCUGCGGCGCAGUUUCCCGGAGCUCGGGUCUACCCGCUGGUCCAGAAUGUCUUCACCGUAAUGUUCAAAAGCCAGCUGGAAGCCUUCGACGAUGCGCGGAAAUGGGCCCGCGAAUAUGGCGCGAGCUAUCGAUUCCUGAUCCGUGGAGUCCUCUUCGUUCAAGCCGUUCGGUACAAAGAGGUAGAGAUGCUGCUGUCCUCCACUCGGCUGAUCCGCAAGAGUCCGCUGUACAAGCUGACCUUUCCCUUCAUCGGAGAGGGUCUCCUGAACAGUACCGGAGACAAGUGGCACCAGCGAAGACGGAUAUUGACGCCCACGUUCCAUUUCAACAUUCUGCAAAGCUUCCUGCAAACAUUCCACGAAGAGUGCUCGAAACUGGUGUUGCAGUUGAGCGAGCAGGCUGAUAAGGACAUCGUCACCGAGCUGCAACCUUUGUCGACUCAAAUUACGCUGAAUACCAUUUGUGAAACCGCCAUGGGGAUCAAGCUGGACUCAACGGAGAGUGCAGAUGUGUACAAGCGCAACAUUCGCACAGUUGGAACGAUCAUACAGCACAGGUUGAUGAAUCCGUUGCUGUAUGAAGACUCGGUGUAUAAAGCUUUGGGUUACCAGGCCAAGUUCGAUCAGAUCUUGGCACCUAUCCAUGCCUUCACGCGGAACAUCAUCAAGAAACGUCGACAAAUGUUCCACGCGACCGUCGACAACCCAGCGGACAUAUCGGAAGAAAACGUCUACACAAACAUCAAACAGCGGUACGCCAUGCUGGACAGUCUGCUGCUGGCGGAAGCUAAACAACAGAUCGACGACGAAGGUAUCCGAGAGGAGGUCGAUACAUUUAUGUUCGAAGGCCACGACACAACAGGCAGUGCCUUCGUGUUCAUCUUCCUAUCGAUUGCCAACCAUCAGGAUGUUCAGGAGCGCGUGUACCAGGAGAUCCACGCAACACUCCACGAUCGGAGCGACCCAGCGGAACCGUUAACAAUUCAGGACUACAACAACCUGAAGUACAUGGAGCGAGUGCUCAAAGAAUGCAUGCGAGUCUACCCGCCGGUUCCGUUCAUAUCGCGAUUCGUUACCGAAGAUGUGCGCUACGAGGACAAGUGGAUCCCGAAGGGGUCCGUCAUCAGCGUUGAGAUCUUCGAUCUCCACCGCGAUCCGGAACAAUUCCCGGAUCCUGAGCGGUUCGACCCGGACCGCUUUCUGCCGGAGCACGUGGAGAAGCGGAACCCCUACGCGUACGUCCCUUUCAGCGCCGGACCACGAAACUGCAUAGGACAACGCUUCGCCAUGCUGGAGCUGAAAGCGAUUCUGACCGCCGUGCUGCGCGAAUUUCGUGUGCUUCCGGUCACGAAGCGCGACGAGAUCGUGUUUGUUGCCGAUAUGGUGCUGCGCGCGCGGGAUCCCAUCAAGGUCAAGUUUGAGCGGAGAAAUGUUUGAUUGGUUUUCUAAUGUGCUGUGCUAUUUUGAUUUUCUUGAAUAAAAUUUCAUGACAUUUUUGGUAA
This is a messenger RNA of Culex pipiens pallens (northern house mosquito), 1627 nucleotides long. RefSeq names its product probable cytochrome P450 4ac1. NCBI's taxonomy places the organism in Eukaryota, Metazoa, Arthropoda, Insecta, Diptera, Culicidae. The transcript has 3 exons. The record is from RefSeq and is a predicted model, not a curated record. The coding region runs from base 33 to 1562 and encodes 509 amino acids. Gene Ontology annotation, molecular function: heme binding; iron ion binding; oxidoreductase activity, acting on paired donors, with incorporation or reduction of molecular oxygen.